Molecule: messenger RNA, 1599 nt
Organism: Quercus robur (English oak)
Lineage: Eukaryota; Viridiplantae; Streptophyta; Magnoliopsida; Fagales; Fagaceae
Product: serine carboxypeptidase-like 46
Exons: 10
Coding region: 1-1452 (483 amino acids)
Biological process (GO): proteolysis
Cellular component (GO): vacuole
Molecular function (GO): serine-type carboxypeptidase activity
Source: RefSeq, a predicted model, not a curated record
AUGCACUACUCUCAGCAAUGGAUUGUCAUGGGCAUAAUAAUAUGUGCAUCUUUUGUACACACCUUUGUGCCUGUGGAACCUCAUCCCAUAGCUGAUAAAAUCACAAGUCUGCCAGGGCAACCUCAAGUCAGUUUCCAACAAUUUUCUGGAUACAUCACCAUAGAUGAAAAGCAACAGAGAGCUCUUUUCUACUACUUUGUUGAAGCUGAAGUGCAGCCAGCUUCAAAGCCACUUGUUCUCUGGCUAAAUGGGGGGCCCGGUUGUUCAUCUUUUGGAGCAGGAGCUUUCCUUGAGCAUGGCCCCUUUAUAGUGAAGGGAGACAAUCUGGUCAGGAAUGAGUACAGCUGGAAUAAAGAAGCAAAUAUGUUGUACCUGGAAUCACCGGCAGGAGUUGGUUUCUCUUACUCUGCUAAUAAAUCAUUCUACACCUAUGUGAACGAUGAGAUAACAGCACGAGACAAUCUUAUAUUUCUGCAACGCUGGUUUGCCAAAUAUCCAGAAUACCGAGACAAAGAUUUUUUUAUCGCAGGAGAGAGCUAUGCAGGUCACUACGUGCCCCAACUUGCCCAGCUCAUUAUUCAGUCCAAUGUGAAGAUCAAUUUGAAGGGAAUAGCUGUAGGGAAUGCUCUUCUUGAUUAUUACAGUUUUAUCACCUCACCUGGCGAGUACUAUUGGUCUCAUGGCUUGAUAUCUGAUGCUGAUUAUCAACUUUUCACUGAAGUAUGCAACGGUUCUGAGAUCAUGAGCGGCAGUAUAAACAGAGAAGUCAGUACUGCUUGUUAUAAUGCAUCUGAAGAACUCUACGCACAACUUGCCCGUACAACCGGGAUUGAUCUAUAUGGUGUCAUUAGUGAUGUGUGUCUAUCACCUGUUAAGUCACAAAUUGACAAGCUACAUGAACCCCUCUUGUCCAGAAUUCAAAAUUUGUCAUCUCUCCAUUCAAAACAAGAGGCUCUUAGUCAACAGCAACUUAAAACAAAGGAACUGAUCUGUGGAGAAGGUAUCACACACAACUAUUUUAACAGGAAAGAUGUGCAGAAGGCUCUCCAUGCCCAGCUCCUCGGAGUCCAGCAAUGGACUUUAUGCAGCGAAGUUCUACAGUAUGAUUUUGCAAACCGAGAGAUACUAACAAUUCGUGUUGUGGGCUCACUUGUCAAGAUUGGCAUCCGAGCCUUGGUUUACAGUGGAGAUCAAGAUGCAACAAUCCCAUUUACAGGGUCUCGGACACUGGCAAAUGAAUUAGCAAAGGAGUUGGGUCUGAAAACAACUGAGCCAUACAGACCAUGGUUUGAGGGAGAACAGGUAGGUGGAUGGACACAAGUUUAUGGUAACAAUCAGCUAUCUUUUGCCAGCAUAAGAGGAGCUUCACACACAGCUCCAUCGACGCAACCAGCGAGAUCAUUUUCACUGUUUAAGGCAUUUCUCUCAGGAAAGCCACUGCCAAACGCAUGAACUUAUCAAGAUCAUGAAUAAAAUAAGAAUGUGCUAGCAUUAUUAAUCUGCGCGUCAUUUAUUUGAAUAGCAAAGGCAUGUAUUCAUGAAAUUGCAUUAAAUAAAUAUGUAUGCACUUGUAUUAUUUAUCUGAAAACAUUCUCUCAA